Molecule: messenger RNA, 4039 nt
Organism: Portunus trituberculatus (swimming crab)
Lineage: Eukaryota; Metazoa; Arthropoda; Malacostraca; Decapoda; Portunidae
Product: glycosyltransferase 8 domain-containing protein 1-like
Exons: 8
Coding region: 424-1569 (381 amino acids)
Cellular component (GO): Golgi apparatus
Molecular function (GO): glycosyltransferase activity
Source: RefSeq, a predicted model, not a curated record
UUUAUUUGGUCAGCUGGUUUUGGCAUCCACGUGUCCGAUCACUCUUCUCACGGAAUAACACGUCUAUCUUUGUGCUCUAUCUAAUGAAACACGUCUUUUAGGAACAUUUCCUUCGUGAUUUUACAUGUGUUGACUUAAUCAUAAAAAUAUAAACCUACAUGAGUUUUCUGGUGGGAAUAUUAAAAUCUCUGUCUAUCCAAAAAAUAAGUGGAGAUGACGGACGAAUUUCCGACGAAAUGACAGACAUAAACACGACGGUCUGAAGGAUGUUAUUUAGCCUAAGCCUCUACCAGAGGGAACAUAAUCUACUAGACCUUUACAACCCAACAAAACUACUACUACUACAAACCAACCCUAUGAAGAAACAACUCGGGAAGAAAUGUGGUGGACGAGAGGUUCAGAACAAGACAUGACUCAAGGAGGAUGCUGAGCCACACUCGUCUUAAAGUGUGUGUGGUGGUAGCAGCAGUAUUUUGGUUUACACUGCUGAUCUAUGUCUUGUCUUUCCUACGAGGACGACCAGGGAGUCCAGCAGAUUCCACAAAGCACAUAAAUACCCUGAGGCAAGCAGGAAAUAUUGCACUUGCCCGGGUUGCUAAAAGUCAGGCAUUGCUGAGUGAGUUCUUGCAGCAUGCAUGGAAAGGAAACAUCUCCCUCAGCUAUUCACUAUCUUCCAACAAACCUGUCCCAUCAUCUAGACUCACCUCAGGUGGCAAGGACUCCCUGAAGGUGGUGGUGUCAGGGGAUACAGACAGCUUGCUUGGGGUGAUGGCAAUGAUGAACAGUGUGGCUACCAACACUCAUCAUCCCCUUCACUUCUAUGUCACUCUGCCCAGUGCUGUCAUACCUCACUUCAAUAAGUGGAUAUCUCAAACCAAACUGCGUACUGCUGGUCUCACUGUGAAGCCCCAUCCAUCCAAGGUGCCACAAAAAAGGCCCCAUUAUGCCAAAAUCUACAUCAAGGAUAUAUUCCCCAACCUGAAGGGCAGUUUUGUCUACCUUGAACCAGAUGUGAUUGUACAAGGAGACAUAUCAGAACUUCUGAGCACUCCUAUCAUCAGCUCCUACUUUGGUGCCUUCACAAAGGAUUGCUUCUCAAGUUCCAAGCACCUAACCCUGACCCACCAAUACUAUUCCUCCCACCUAAACCUGCUCCACCCUGCCAUUCGUGCCCUUAAGAUCCGUCCUAAUACUUGUAUUCCCAAUACUGGAGUCUUUGUGAGUGAGAUGCACCUUUGGGCCAAUGCCUCCCACCAGAUGCAAGAGUUGAUCAGCAGCAGCACCAUCAAUGACCCAAUAUAUUCUUCCAUGGGUGAUGAGGGAGAAGCAGCUGUGUUAGCUGUGAUAUAUGGCCACAUGGUUCCCUUGCCUCAUGUCUGGCACCUCCCUGACCUAGGUCUGAAGGCACAAGUCAGCUACUCCAAACAUUUUGUCCAGUCUGCCAAGCUUCUACACUGGAAUGGCCACUUCAAGCCUUGGUCACGCAAAGCUGCUUUCUCUGAUGUAUGGCUGCACUAUUACUUGGCUGACCCAAGUGGCAAAUAUCGACCAGCUAGAAUUUCUCUUUAAUACAUACAGUGUUAUUGGUCAAUUUUCCUCAUUCAGUAUUAUUCCAGUAUUAUACUGGUACUGGCUGCAAGACUAAUCUUUCAAACCCUCUCAUUCAUAAGUGUGCAAUGAUAACUUAAUUCAUACCUUUUGUAAUUAUCUUUAUGAUUAUACUAGUGAGCUUGUAUUUUUCACAACUAAGAAGUCUGCAAAGUGGAGAUAAUUUGGGUUGAUUUUUCAUGUUGUAGUUCCUUCUUGUCUUGAGCUACAGCACAAGAGUACAAACCCAAAUUGAAGAGCUGCAAUUUCACUGCCUGUUAAAAAUGUCAGGUUAGCAAUCUAUCCUCUUACAUGUUUUUAUAUAGUGUGAGCUAAUGUUUGCAUGCACAUGUAUGAAAAGAUAAUACAAAUGACCAGAAGUGUCUUGUGCCAACUUACUAGUAGUGGUCACACAAAGUCUAAGGCCUCAUGUAUAAUAAUGUAUUGUCUCACUCUAGCUGAGGAAAUCAAUCCUAGACUUCUCAAUUAUAAGAUGAAAAUAGUAACCAUUACACCAUAAAGCUGUUUUUAAAAUAAUCAAAAUAAUGCAUCCUGAGUAUAGAAUAAUGUUAUAAUCAUAUAAUUUAACAUAACAAUUUAAUGGUCAUAAUUUAAUCCUUUUUAUGAAACAAAUUCCACAUGUUAGCCUAUCACUGAAGUUACAUGACAUACCUAUUUGGUGGUCAUAAAUUCAUCCUUUUAAAAAAGUUCAGUAUACACUUAAGUCAGCCUUCUUCACCUUUGUGUGCGCAGGAAAAGGGGGAGAGAAGGGUCACUAGUCAAGUGCUACAUUGAUUAAUCUUUUACUGAGAGUUCAAACACACACAAAACACAACAGUAGGGUUCAUUAAAAGACAUCUGAACAAUAUUCACAUUUUUUACUAAACAUCUGCAAGGUUUUAAAACAUGUGGCACAAAAAAUAUGAAAAUUAUGUCUGAGAAAUGAGAAGGGUGAAGAUGAUGACAGUAAAGAGGCAGUGAAAAGGAAUUAUCUUUCCUUAUAAAUCAAUAAAAAAGUAACCAUUUGAUUGUCAGUGAUGGUGAUGCAUAAGUUGUUGCAGUGCUGAAACUCUGAACCCAACACAAAUGACAACAAGAAAAUAUGUAAUCUUUGUUUCUGAAGCUAAAAGCAUAAGAGAAUUCCACUAGCUCAUAAUUUGUAAUUCUAAAUUGCUUUCAGUACAGUCAAAUUCUACAAAUUCAUGUACAAUAUCUUUGAUGAUUACUCUAUAGUAAGAUGACUUUAAGGUCACUGCUCAUCCAAACCACAAUAGUGCUUGCACUGCACUCUGAAAUAAUCAAGGGACUAUGGUAUUUAAACUGUUUUUGCACUCAGACAAUUUGGGAAGUGUGAUCACUGAGACAGUUUGCAAGUGCAUGAUCUAGGUGCUGCACAGUUUGCUCAUAAGUUUUAUUAUAGUUAUUCUUGAAAACUACCUAAAUAUGGUUCCUUACAAAAUCUUGCCUUCAAGAAUGAAGACUAAGAUUUGAUAGCAGAUAAGUGGCAGAUAGUUUACAUAUAUGACAAAUAACAUUUUCAUUGCUGACAAUGAGUGAGAAUUCCUUGUAAAAAUCAAAGCAGCCAACUUAAUGGAUUCAGGAAAGGAAAAUAUGCGUCAUGAAAAGAAUGGGAUAAAGGUAUUUGAUGCCAAGCAAAAUUACAAUAUAAAGCUCAGCAGGACUGUCACUUGUUGAGUGGCUGAUAUAUGCUUUCCAUACAAGUCUGCUGUAUUUGACUUUCUUUGUGAUAUAACUUUCUAUACAAUGCUACAUAUUCUUCUUCAUCCACUCUUAUAUCACAAUGCCCUUUCCAUACCUAUCUCCAAUUCAAUUUCCCUCUUGCCUCUAAUUUCAUUAUGAGUAUGUAGCUUUCAUCUCUUACAUCAAACAAUAGUCACAUAUUGCUUGCUAUUCUUCUGACUCAAUAGUUUUUUUUAUCUCACAAGAUUAAUUUAAUUUAUAAGCUAAAGUAUGAAUUUUAGUUGUAUUCUGCACAAAGAAAAGUUUAGGAGGAAAUCUAGUUUUAAUAAGCUGAAAAUUACAUACAAUGUAAUUUUUUUCUUCAGAAAAUCUUGUCUGAAAAAUUCUGUACAAAAUACUUCAGUGCGUGGAAAGUGUGAUAUGGUCUCAAAACUUAUUAUAAAGUCAUAUAUAUAAGUGUGCAUACCUGCUUAAGGUGGUUACACUAAAUAUCUACCAACUUACUAUUUAUUGAAAUUUGUAGAAAAAUGUUCAGCAUAUUAUGUAAGAUAAUGAAAGUUUUUUCCUCUCUCUCCUAUGUAAUUGCCUUAAAUUUUAAUAUCUGUACUAAAUGAACCUUCAGUAUUGUGCUCUGGAUCUUUAUGAUAGAUAGACUAUAUUAUGAUCUCAACCACAUAAAUGCAUUUUGUUUAUUCAGUGAUAAGUGAGGUGAUGUAUGGGCAGUGCCUGCAAUGGUAAAGAAUGUGACCGC